Messenger RNA from Blepharisma stoltei, 1144 nucleotides. The record is from the annotation of a GenBank genome assembly. Lineage: Eukaryota; Ciliophora; Heterotrichea; Heterotrichida; Blepharismidae.
AUGUCUGAGUUAUCAAACCUCCUAAUUCCUUUCCAGUAAUAAGUAAAUUCUUAUUUAUUCGUAGGGUUUAUAUGAAUAGAUUGAAAAUUACUUAUUGAUAAAAAUAAAAAUCUGGCUAUUACCCCCAAUAAGCAAAUUUCAAUUCGUUCAUAUAAAUUUUAUUUUUGAAAUUUUGUGAACAAAAAAAACUUGCCACAAAUGAGCUAUAAUGUAUUGGUAAUAUUUUAUUUUGCUUAUUUAUGGUAAAUUGAUUUUAAAAUGUCAAAAAUAUUUUGACAUGCCAUUAUAUAUAAAACUGAGUCUAUGGUAUGUUAAAAUUUUUUUAACAUUUUAAAAUCAAUUUACCAUAAAUAAGCAAAAAGAAAUUUAUGCAAGGGAUUAUAGAAUUUGCUUAUUACGGGGGGAAGUAAGUUUGCCUCCAAACUCAGCCCAAGAGCUUAUUUUUACCUCAGAAAUUCUCCCACAUCUAUCUGCUCGCAUAAAAUCUAUCUACACAGCCCUCCAACCUUCAGGAACUUUUUCAAUAAACCUGUCAUCCCCUCUAUCAGAAGACGAAAUUAAUACCCAUCGCCGAACCUUGAUUUUUUCAGGCUUUACAAAUAUAUCCCUUUCACCAAGCCAAAUUUCAGCAAAAAAGCCAGCCUCAACAGAAGCUGUCGAGCUUAAAUCGGUCUGGACCUCAGCAAUAGAAAAUCCUGGAGAAUCCAUCAAUGAAGACGAUUUAUUAAAGCAAGACGAAGAAUAUAAAGAGCUUUCCUCAAAACAAGACUGUUUGACUAAGCCAAAACCUUGUAAAAACUGCACAUGUGGUAGAGCUAAAGAGCUGCAAGACGCUAGUAAGCCUUCAGAGCUCCCAAGCUCCAGCUGUGGAAGAUGUCAUCUAGGAGACGCUUUUAGGUGUGCAGGAUGCCCUUAUAGAGGUCUGCCUGCAUUUAACCCUGGAGAAGCCCCUGCAAUUGAGCUAGGAAAUUCAGCAACAGAAGGGGAAGCUAAAAUUGUGGGAGGGAAAGUAAAAAUUGAUAUUUACUCCUGCUUGAGACAAAAAAAUGCUAUUUUUUCACAGAUGGGGUUAAAAAUUUAUAUAAUUCUAUAAAUUCUAAUACAAAAAAUAAAAUUUAUAUUUUAAAAUGAGAGGGGGAGUUAG